Messenger RNA from Pangasianodon hypophthalmus (striped catfish), 1196 nucleotides. RefSeq names its product polymeric immunoglobulin receptor. The record is from RefSeq and is a predicted model, not a curated record. NCBI's taxonomy places the organism in Eukaryota, Metazoa, Chordata, Actinopteri, Siluriformes, Pangasiidae.
CACAGAAGCAGGACUCAAGAAAAGCUCACAAUUUUUUCAACAUCAGAACAAGUUUAACAUGAGCUGCUUUUUCAUUUUUAUUCUCGUCAUUUCCAGUGCUGUCUGUCAGGCAUCAAGGCAGUUUAGUCUUAAAACUGGAGCAUCUGUCACUAUCCCAUGUCAUUAUGAUAGGAAAUAUAUACAACAUAAGAAAUACUGGUGCUAUGGAGGAACAUUCGAUUUCUGCACAAUUCAGGCGUAUACCAAUAAUACAAAGGGGAACGUGACAGUGACUGAUUACCCAGCUGAGAGUCUCUUUACUGUGACAGUGAAUAAUCUCCAGACAGGAAAUACUGGAUGGUACUGGUGUGCUGUAGAGAUAAGUGGACCAGACGUUAGAGAAUACCUUUAUAUUACAGUGAAAUCAGAUCCUGAUCUGUCUGUGAGGAACAGCAGAGUGAGAGGUGAGGAAGGAGGCAGUGUCACAGUCCACUGUUUCUACAGCGCUGCGUAUCAGAAUACACAGAAGCAGUGGUGCAGAUUGAAAGAUGGACGCUGCAACACAUUUAGGAAGACUGCCACAUCCCAGAAUUCAGCAGUGCACAUCAGUGAUGAUGGGAGAAGAUCCUUCAGUGUGCAGAUGAGUGGACUGAAGAAGAGUGAUGCUGGCUGGUACUGGCAGUGCAGUGCAGGAGAUCUGCAGGUUCCUGUUCACAUCAGUGUCCAUGAUCCACCUCCAGUUGUGACUACAGCAGUGACUACAGCAGUGACUACAACCACUCGCCAUGUCAGUACUUACACAUCUGUCUCGAAGCACAAUUCAGCAGCAUCUGUGACUGCAGUUUCUAGCAGUGAUGAAACCAAAAAGCCAGAGGAGUUCUGUAUAGCACAUAACUGAAGGAUGUGAUCUUGGUGGCAUUGAGAACUUAAGAAGCUGGCACGCUCAACUUACUCAUUUAUUUUUGUAAAAACAGCACUGUCAGUCGUGUGUUAUUCUUUACAUAUCAUUUAGAACACAGUAUUUUAUCUCAGAAAUUACAACUUCUUUACAGUGUGCUUUUGAAAAAACAGGAUAAGAAUUCCAAAUUUCCCUUUUCUCUUAGUCAAUGGUGAUUCUCUGCCAUGUAGCAAAAGAGCAUUCCUUUUCUAAACAAUACAUGAACACUGAGUGAAGUUGCCAUGUUAUUAAUUAUAAUAAAGCUUGUGUAUUGCUUGUA